Auxenochlorella protothecoides is the source of this 813-nucleotide messenger RNA. RefSeq names its product Long chain acyl-CoA synthetase 1. Lineage: Eukaryota; Viridiplantae; Chlorophyta; Trebouxiophyceae; Chlorellales; Chlorellaceae. Bases 1 to 813 code for a protein of 270 amino acids. The record is from RefSeq and is a predicted model, not a curated record. The transcript has 6 exons. Gene Ontology annotation, cellular component: endoplasmic reticulum; membrane. Gene Ontology annotation, molecular function: long-chain fatty acid-CoA ligase activity.
AUGAGCUCGCUCAAGCACGUCGGGCCCCUCACCGUCGAGGUCACCCCCGGCAGACCCGAGCAGGGUGACACGCCCGCUGUCUCGGCCGUGUACCGGAAUGUGGCAGCCGCCGAGAAGUUUACCACCACUGUAGAUGGCUCUACUACCCUGUACGAGAUCUUCAAGGCCAGCGCUGAGAAGCAUGCUGAUCAGAAGUGUCUGGGCUGGCGCCCCAGGGGCUCGGACGGCAAGUGUGGCCCCUACAAGUGGCUGACGUACAAGGAGACCCAGGACAAGGCCUACUCAUUAGCGGCGGCCCUGCAGAAGCUGGGUUUCGAGCCCCAUGACAAGCUGGGCAUCUACAGCUCCAACAAUGUGGAGCACAUGCUAACCCUGAAGGCCGUGGAUGUCAUCUCCGCGGUCGUAGUCCCCAUCUACGACUCCUUGGGCGACACCGCCGUCGAGUACAUUGUCGGUCAUGCGGGUGCGCGCGAUCGUGGUGGAGGAGAAGAAGGUGUCCCAGCUGGCCAAGGUGGCCAAUGGCAUCUCCAAGCUGGUCAGGGAUGUGAUCGUGAUCGGCGAGCCCGGCUCGGAGGCCGCCCCCCUGCGCGACGCGGGCAUCGAGGUGCACGGCUUCGCCGCCCUGGUGGACGGCGCGUCGGCGUCGGACGUGGCGCCGCACCCGCCCGCCCCAUCCCACCACGCCUGCAUCAUGUACACCAGCGGCACCACGGGCACGCCCAAGGGCGUGGUGCACACCCAGGCCAGCAUGACGGCGGUGAUCGCGGGGGUGGUGAACCUGACCCGCCAGGGGCACAUCCCCGUCACGCAUGA